This is a messenger RNA of Ceratina calcarata, 429 nucleotides long. RefSeq names its product tumor suppressor candidate 3-like. The record is from RefSeq and is a predicted model, not a curated record. The coding region runs from base 22 to 339 and encodes 105 amino acids. Gene Ontology annotation, cellular component: oligosaccharyltransferase complex. The transcript has 3 exons. NCBI's taxonomy places the organism in Eukaryota, Metazoa, Arthropoda, Insecta, Hymenoptera, Apidae.
UUACAGUUCUUUACAUUGACGAUGACGUCUGGGCAAAUGUGGAACCAUAUCAGAGGACCACCGUUCCUUCAUAGAUCGCCCAGUGGGAACGUGGCGUACAUACAUGCUUCUAGUCAAGGACAAUUUAUUUUGGAAACGUACAUAGUCAUGAUUUUAAACGGAGCAGUUGUUUUAGGUAUGAUUUUAAUGACUGAAGCCGCGUCGCGUAAAGGGGACGUAAAAAAGCGACGAAUAUUUGCAGCAAUAGGCGCUGGUCUAGUCGUAAUUUUCUUCAGCUUAUUAUUAUCGAUAUUCAGAAACAAGGCACAAGCCUAUCCAUACAGCAUGCUGUUCAAAUAGAAGGCCAAACACGAGGCACGUUUGUACAUAUUAAAAUUGCAGAUGAGCGAUUAAGGUCGAUUGGCAAUUAACAUUUCGUACUUGACUGAU